Topomyia yanbarensis is the source of this 2458-nucleotide messenger RNA. It is a transcript of the gene SF1, whose product is annotated as splicing factor 1. The transcript has 6 exons. The record is from RefSeq and is a predicted model, not a curated record. Gene Ontology annotation, molecular function: mRNA binding; zinc ion binding. NCBI's taxonomy places the organism in Eukaryota, Metazoa, Arthropoda, Insecta, Diptera, Culicidae. Gene Ontology annotation, cellular component: nucleus. Bases 101 to 2266 code for a protein of 721 amino acids. Gene Ontology annotation, biological process: regulation of mRNA splicing, via spliceosome.
GUCAAAAAUUUUCGUUCUUCACAGUGCGUCACAGCGUUUGCUGCAAAGUUAGUGAAAAAUCGUAUUUUCCGGCGUAAAACUGCAUCCCAAUCAGCGAAAAAUGACCUCAAAACACAAGGACAAAGACCGCGAUCGUGACCGUGAUGGAGAAUCGAGCCAUUCGCACGGGAAAUCGCGUGAUAAGGACCGAGAACGCAGAAGGUCUCGCUCUCGCAGCAAACAUCGCGACCGAGAUCGUGACCGGGAUCGCGAUAGGGAUCGGGAUCGUCAUCGAAGACGCAACAGUCGAAGCAAGUCGCGAGAUCGGCGCCGUCGAAGCCAUUCACGCAGUCGUGAACAGAGACGUUCCCGGGAUCGGGACCGAGAACGUGAUCGGGAUAGGGAUCGCGAACGGGAUCGUGACCGAUAUGAUCAGGGUAGUAGCCGCGGUUCUGAUCGUUUGGGAGGUCAUCGUGGUGGCCCACCGCCGGAUAGUCGCGAUAAGGAUAGCGGAUACGAUUACAAGGGAUUGGAGUUUACGCAAAGCGUUAUCGAAUCGAUGAUGUCGACGGCGGCAAAUGCGAAGAAUUUUGCUGAACUGUUGACUAGCUAUAGUCAGCAGCAGCAGAUUCAGCAACAACAGCAACAGAUGCAAGCUCAGAAGGCGCUGAUUGAUGCGCACAAUGAGAAUAGUCAAUCGUCGGAGUAUGGCAGGGAUAACGGUGGUUAUGGUGGAAGUGGUAACAACAGCGGUAGCGAAGCGGAAGCGCGCCGUAAGAAGAAAAAGUCACGUUGGGCUGGUGGCGAUCAUGAUAAGACGUUUAUCCCCGGUAUGCCUACCAUACUGCCAGCCGGAAUGAGUCAGGAUCAGCAGGAGGCUUAUUUGGUCCAGCUACAAAUCGAGGAAAUUAGUCGGAAGCUACGCACUGGGGAUCUGAUGAUAUCGCAGAAUCCGGACGAAAGAUCACCUUCACCUGAACCGAUCUACAGCAGCGACGGCAAGAGGUUGAACACCCGUGAAUUCCGCACCAGGAAGAAGCUUGAAGAGCAACGUCAUCAGCUGAUCCAGCGAAUGCAGUGCAUGAAUCCGGACUUUAAGCCCCCAUCGGAUUAUAAACCCCCGGUGAUUCGAGUUAGCGACAAAGUGCUCAUUCCCCAGGAGGAACAUCCGGAUAUAAACUUCGUAGGUUUACUGAUCGGACCGCGCGGAAACACGUUGAAAGCCAUGGAAAAAGAUACCGGUGCUAAGAUCAUAAUCCGCGGAAAGGGUUCCGUAAAGGAGGGUAAAGUUGGCCGCAAGGAUGGACAACCACUGCCCGGUGAAGACGAACCUCUGCAUGCAUUUAUCACAGCCAGCAAUCCAGAAUCGGUCAAGAAAGCCGUCGAUCGGAUUAAGGAUGUUAUUCGGCAGGGUAUCGAGGUCCCGGAGGGACACAACGAUCUCCGGCGAAUGCAGCUGCGAGAACUGGCACAACUAAACGGAACACUUCGCGAGACCGAUGGUCCUCGCUGUACAAACUGUGGUUCGAACGAACACAAAACUUGGCUCUGCCCGGAUAAACCCAACGUGACAAACAACAUCGUUUGUUCGUCCUGCGGUGGAGCAGGUCACAUAGCAAAGGAUUGUCGCAGUAAAAGACCCGGACAGGGAGGACCCCCAACCGGUAACACCCAGACCAAAAUUGACGAAGAGUACAUGAGUUUGAUGGCAGAACUGGGUGAAGGUCCACCACCGGAAACCACCCAUCAAACUACCGGCCAUUCAAAAUCCUACGGACUGUUCGAACCACGGCAAGCUCCACGACCUCUGAUGCAAACGCCACACCUACCCCCUCCACCACAACAUCAACCCCAGGCGGUACCGACAACCUCUGCUCCAAUGCCGCAUCCCCCACAAAUGAGUCAAUGGGGCCAUCAGGCUAUGCCUCCCAUCCCUGCUCCUCCACCACCUCCACCCGGUAUAACACCGCUAAUGUCAUGGGGUCAACAACCACCUCCCCCGGGUGGCAGUCCCGAUGUACUACCACCGGGAACGGCUCCACUCCCUCGAUUCCCUCAAGGUUAUCCUCCGCCACCGGGUGUCUCGCAGCAACCCCUAGCCCCCGGUACCGGACCAGUUCAUUCUUGGGGUGGAAGCAAUGGUUCGGCUCCACCGCCACUUAUGCCACCAGGUACGUGGCAAAGCUCGAGUGCUAGUGGCUAUAUGCAACCGCCACCGAUGCCUCCGGGAAUGCCACCUGCCCAUUUGCUAAGUGCACCUCCUCCGCCACCACCGCCAGCGUCUUAGGGCGAUGCACAAAACUUUGACAAUUUACCCUUAUGGACUUUGAAAAUACAUUCAUGGACAACUACUGCUACCGGUAGCGAAUAUGCAUUAAUCAAAAAAAAAGUUGGAUUAUUAGUUGUAGCUGCUUGUUUUCUACGUCAAAAGAAGUUCAAUAAAUAAAAGAGUGCCGGACAUGGAUAGGUGGUAGUCGAA